GGGGGCGUUUUCGUGCGCGUUUGCGGAGCCGCUCCGUYGGUUGCGGUGAAUACGUGAUUGAAGUCCCGCAGCUGAGGACUGCUCCCCGCUUCAGGGGCUCUCCGGGCGGACGGCGUGGAGGAGCGGCCGGAGAAGAUAAUUCCCUCGCCGCAGAAUUGGAAGAUUGGAGCAGGCGAGAGCAAAAGAGAGAUUAUACUGUCAGAUUAGCGAACAGGAGCAGCAAUACAUAAUCUCAGCCGAUUCACACACACACAGUUUGGAGACACGUGCACACAAAGCAUUUGCCGCAUGAAUAAAUUCACAUAAUCAGACACUUGUUUUGCAGAAACAGCUGUUGAACUCUCGUGCUGUGACCUCUGACCUACAGGGUUAUGCGCCAUCAGCCCCUGGAGGGCAUUUGUCCUCUCUGCAACCUGCUCGAGCCGUAUGGGAUAGGAGCGCCCCGUCCCGCCCUCUGCAGCCUCACUGGAGUCAUUUGUGCCAAAGCUGAGCCGUGUUGAGGGAGAAACGAUGGGCAGCCCGGGCUGCGAGGUGGAUGUAGCCGGGCCGGUGGAGCCGGCGCUGGAGUCUCUGUGUCCAGAGUGUGGCCAGAUCCACCGCGGCUGGGAGAACCACCUCUACAACUACCGCCUGGAGGUGGACGACGACCUGGUGUGCCACAUCUGCCUGCAGCCGCUGGUGCAGCCGCUGGACACGCCGUGCGGACACACCUUCUGCGCCCGCUGCCUGCGCAGCUUCCUCCAGGAGAGGGACUUCUGCCCCCUGGACAGGGCCCGGCUGCAGCUGCAGGCGUGCCGCAGGUCCAGCAUCCUGGUCCACAAGCUGCUGGACAAGCUGUCCGUGUCCUGCCCUCUGAGUCCUGUCUGCUCCCUCGGCAUGCCGCGGUGUGACCUGGAGGCUCACCUCAAACACAGGUGUCCUGGGACUCGUAGUCAGCAGACGAGCGUGGACGGGCCACGAUGCGAGAGCGGCGACGAGCGGGCCAUGGUGACGAGCCCCCACACAUCCCCUCACUCCCCACAGACAGACCUGAGGGACCAAACGCCCUCGCCCAGCACUGGCCCUAAUAACACCAACGGAUCCGUGUGGACUGACGACGCCGGCCUCGACAACCCUGCCUUCGAAGAAAGCAAUGAAGAAGACAGUGUGGUGGGGUUGGAGUGCGUGGUCCCCAGGGUAAAGAGGCCCCUCAGUAACCCUUGCAUCCAUCUUCUCCGCUCUGUCAGCUCCACUUCCUCUGGUUGGGACUGUCCUGAAUCUCCACCUCUGUCUGCUGAGGAAGGCUGUGUGAAGCUGCCCUCCCUCCCUGAAGGAGAAAUAACCACCAUCGAGGUCCACCGGUCAAACCCGUACAUCGAGCUGGGAAUCAGUGUUGUUGGUGGAAACGAGACGCCGCUCAUUAAUAUAGUGAUUCAGGAAGUGUAUCGAGACGGGGUCAUUGCACGAGAUGGGAGGCUGCUGGCUGGAGAUCAGAUACUACAAGUGAACAAUGUGGACAUCAGUAAUGUGCCACACAGUUUUGCCCGCUCCACCCUGGCACGGCCCUGCACCACCCUGCAGCUGACCGUGCUCCGUGAGCGUCGCUGUGCCUCUCGGGCGCCUCCCUCUUCCUCUUCCUCCUCCUCCACCCCGGCUGUACCUCACGCCCCCUGCUCCACACCUGAGGGGACCCCGUCCAGCCCCGCCACGCUGAGAAUCACGCUUCACAAGCGAGACUCUGCCGAGCAGCUCGGCAUCAAGCUGGUGCGGCGGACGGAUGAGUCGGGGGUGUUUGUGUUGGACCUGCUGGAUGGAGGCCUGGCAGCGAAGGAUGGCAGACUGAGGAGCAACGACCGGGUGCUGGCAGUCAACGAGCAGGACCUUCGACACGGUACCCCUGAGCAGGCUGCUCAGAUCAUACAGGCCAGUGGAGAGCGAGUCCAUCUGCUGAUUGGUCGACCCACAAAACCAACUCCACCCCCACCGCCAAAAUCCAGCUCGACCAGAGACCUUUACUGCCCUGAACACUUCCUGCCUAACCACAGCUCUACUCCAAGUCCUGUUCCUGUACACCUGUCCCGCACCAGCACACACAGAGAUCUGUCACAGUGUGUGACAUGUAAGGAGAAACACAUCACAGUAAAGAAGGAGUCCCACGAGUCUUUAGGGAUGACUGUGGCAGGAGGGCGUGGCAGUAAGAGCGGCGAGCUGCCAAUCUUCGUCACAAGCGUCCAGCCCCAUGGCUGCUUGUCAAGGGACGGGCGCAUCAAAAGAGGUGACGUCCUGCUGAGCAUCAACAGUCAGGAUCUGACCUACCUGAGCCACAGCGAGGCAGUGGGCACACUGAAGGCCAGCGCCGCUUCGCCCUCGGUCCAGCUACGGGUGCUGGAGGUCAGCAUGGUGGAGGAGCACGACCACGACGAGCUGCUGCCCCACGCCCACGACAGUGACUUUGACGCCAACUGGUCCCCAUCGUGGGUCAUGUGGCUAGGCCUGCCCAGCUACCUUCACAGCAGUCAUGAGAUCGUGCUGCGGAGGAGCCACCCGGGCAGCUGGGGCUUCAGCAUCGUUGGGGGAUACGAGGAAAGUCACGGCAACCAGGCGUUUUUUAUCAAAACCAUCGUUCUAGGCACGCCUGCGUACUACGACGGCCACCUCAAGUGUGGUGACUUGAUAGUGGCGGUUAACGGCCUGUCGACAGCAGGGAUGAGCCACUCGGCGCUGGUUCCCAUGCUGAAAGAGCAGCGCAGCCGGGUGGCUCUUACUGUGGUCUCCUGGCCCGGCAGUCUGGUAUAACCGGGACAAAAAUCAGCAGGCUGUCCGCUCCGCCGAGUCCACCCGGAGUGCUCUAUAUCGGGAACAACCUUGGCCAAAGUGAACUGGUACAUGCUACUGUACAUCGCUCCAUAUCGGGCUUAAUCCAGGACCAAAAGCAUUCAGAACCGUUGUAGACCCAGCAGGAUCAAGCUUCCUCCUGACCAGGAUUGAACCGAUCCAGAUCGUGCCACGUCACUCGACAGACUGCACUCACGAGAAGCACUGCUGUGUUCAUAUGGUCAUGUUGUCUUUGCUCCCACUGGGAGAACGGUACUGCAACUGCUAACAAGCGACUCGUGCUGUCUUCACCUCACCGAGCAGUUGUAGAACCCAGGGUUGUAUUCGGAUGGAGACAUCGCUGCGGGGCGGGGAGGACGUUAUCUGAUCCUUCAGACAGGCUGAAGUCACUUUAAUCCAGACGUUCUGCUGGGAUGUGUCCAUCUGAAUAAGCCUCAGGCCUUAUUAGAAACCUGCCACAUCCUGAGGGGCUCAUCGGCCCUCAGAUAUCAUAACCAGCUGCCCCGUCAACUGGUCUUUUAUACAUGUGUGAAUGUGUUUUCUGUAAUAAACAUUUCCUUUUAAGAA
Messenger RNA from Austrofundulus limnaeus, 3381 nucleotides. It is a transcript of the gene lnx2a, whose product is annotated as ligand of numb-protein X 2a. The coding region runs from base 511 to 2775 and encodes 754 amino acids. Gene Ontology annotation, molecular function: protein binding; ubiquitin-protein transferase activity; metal ion binding. The record is from RefSeq and is a predicted model, not a curated record. The transcript is spliced from 11 exons. NCBI's taxonomy places the organism in Eukaryota, Metazoa, Chordata, Actinopteri, Cyprinodontiformes, Rivulidae.